AUGGAGGUCGGCUCCACAGAAGCCAGCAGCAGCUCCCAGGGAGGCACUGGCUGGAUGGAUCUUACCCUUGUCACCUGCACUGAAACGGUGACUUUCACUGAAGCGGUGGCAGAAGAGGAGCGGGGAUCAUUUUACUAUUCUUUUAAGACAGAGCAGCUGGUGACUCUUUGGAUUCUCUUUAUUGUCACAAUUUCUGGAAAUGCCAUCGUGCUCUUCUCUACCUGGAGGAGGAAGCGGAAAUCUCGAAUGACCUUCUUCGUUACACAGUUGGCAAUCACAGAAAGACAGGCGAAAGUUCUUAUUGGAGUGGCCUGGAGCCUCUCCUUCCUGUUUUCCAUACCGACUCUGAUUAUUUUUGGGAAACGGCAGCUCUCCAAUGGGGAAAUGCAGUGCUGGGCUCUGUGGCCUGAUGAUUCCUACUGGAUACCCUACAUGACGGUGGUGGCUUUCCUGGUGUACUUCAUUCCUCUGAUCAUUAUCAGCGUCAUAUAUUCAAUUGUGAUUCAAACCAUCUGGAUGAAGAGCAAAGCUCAGGCUGUCAUCAUAUCCAGCUGCCCUGGUGGCAAAACCUCUGCUGGCUACACCAGUCGUGGGUUCAUAUCCAGGGCAAAAGUGAAAGCGAUCAAGUACAGCAUCGUAAUUAUCAUUGCAUUUGUUCUCUGUUGGAGCCCUUACUUUCUUUUUGAUAUCCUGGACAACUUCAACAUACUCCCUGAGACCAAAGAGCGCUUCUAUGCAUCUGUGAUUAUUCAGAACCUGCCAGCCUUGAACAGUGCCAUCAACCCCCUCAUCUACUGCCUCUUCAGCAACCACCUCUGCCCCCCUUUCGAGGAAAGAAGGACUCAAAGGCUGGGGGGGACAUUCCGGGACAGGAGUGAUGGAAGGCAGGAGAUGCAUGUCCUGUCCAAACCAGAAGACAUCUAG
This is a messenger RNA of Haliaeetus leucocephalus (bald eagle), 924 nucleotides long. It is a transcript of the gene NPSR1, whose product is annotated as neuropeptide S receptor 1. Bases 1 to 924 code for a protein of 307 amino acids. Gene Ontology annotation, molecular function: neuropeptide receptor activity. Lineage: Eukaryota; Metazoa; Chordata; Aves; Accipitriformes; Accipitridae. The record is from RefSeq and is a predicted model, not a curated record. The transcript has 7 exons. Gene Ontology annotation, biological process: positive regulation of release of sequestered calcium ion into cytosol; neuropeptide signaling pathway. Gene Ontology annotation, cellular component: membrane; cytoplasm.